This is a messenger RNA of Mangifera indica (mango), 1425 nucleotides long. RefSeq names its product hypersensitive-induced response protein 2. Bases 302 to 1162 code for a protein of 286 amino acids. Lineage: Eukaryota; Viridiplantae; Streptophyta; Magnoliopsida; Sapindales; Anacardiaceae. The transcript is spliced from 7 exons. The record is from RefSeq and is a predicted model, not a curated record.
GUAUAAGAGAACCAGACAAAAUGAACCAAAUCUUGAAGGGAAGACAUUAAAUUUGCUUCAUAUUCCUUGUAAUUUCUUUACUCUUUGCUUGCAAGCUACACCCGCAGACGCGCUCAAAUCGUGCUUUAUAUUUGAAUCUUCUCACCCCAGGCUUUCAGAACCAGCAGGUUUCUUUCACUUCAGCAUUUCUGUUAUAAGCUGUUCAUUGCUCUUACAUCACCACAUUCUUUAUUCUUCUUGUUCAACCUGUGGUACAGAAGGUUUGAUUUGAGUUUUGAAGGUGCAGAUUUAAGAUAUAGAAAUGGGGCAAGCUUUUGGUUGCAUUCAAGUAGACCAAUCCACUGUUGCUAUCAAAGAAACUUUUGGGAAGUUUGCUGAUGUGCUUGAACCAGGUUGUCACUGUCUGCCUUGGUGUUUGGGGAGCCAGGUCGCUGGUCACCUUUCUUUACGUGUACAACAGCUGGAUGUUCGAUGUGAAACAAAAACAAAGGAUAAUGUGUUUGUUAAUGUGGUUGCAUCCGUUCAGUACAGAGCCUUGGCUGAUAAGGCUUCAGAUGCUUUCUACAAGCUCAGCAAUACCAGAUCACAGAUACAAGCCUAUGUCUUCGAUGUCAUUAGGGCAAGUGUUCCAAAGCUGGACCUGGAUGCAGCCUUUGAACAGAAAAAUGAAAUAGCAAAAGCUGUGGAAGAAGAGCUAGAGAAGGCCAUGUCACAUUAUGGAUAUGAGAUAGUUCAAACUCUUAUUGUGGACAUUGAACCUGAUGAGCAUGUAAAGAGAGCAAUGAAUGAAAUCAAUGCAGCUGCCAGGAUGAGGGUGGCUGCAAACGAGAAAGCUGAAGCAGAGAAAAUACUGCAAAUCAAGCGUGCUGAGGGAGACGCUGAAUCAAAGUAUUUGGCAGGGCUUGGUAUUGCUCGUCAGCGUCAGGCAAUUGUUGAUGGGCUAAGGGACAGUGUACUAGCCUUCUCUGUGAAUGUACCAGGCACAACAUCAAAGGAUGUCAUGGACAUGGUUCUGGUAACGCAAUAUUUUGAUACCAUGAAGGAAAUCGGUGCAUCCUCAAAGUCAAACUCUGUUUUCAUCCCACAUGGACCUGGUGCUGUGAGAGACAUUGCAUCACAGAUAAGAGAAGGUCUCCUUCAGGGCAGUGCUGCAAGUCAGUAGUCGCGUGUUCCAAUUUGCAAAUAUAUUUAUGUUGGGGUUAUUGAUAAAAAUGUGUGAAGUUUUGUUUUACUUGUGGUCGUACAGUGUGACAUAAGUAAAGAAUGGGAAUGGUGUAGGAUAUAUUAAGGUUUUUGAUGUGUGUAGUGUUGCUUUUAAUAAUGGUUUUGUUUUAAAAGCCAAAUUUAAGUGUGAUCUUAUUAUUAUAUUAGCUAUUGAAUUUCCAAGCUGUGGUAAAGGAAAUCAAAACUGAAUUUUUGUGUGCA